Gastrolobium bilobum is the source of this 543-nucleotide messenger RNA. RefSeq names its product BON1-associated protein 2-like. Gene Ontology annotation, biological process: defense response. The coding region runs from base 1 to 543 and encodes 180 amino acids. NCBI's taxonomy places the organism in Eukaryota, Viridiplantae, Streptophyta, Magnoliopsida, Fabales, Fabaceae. The record is from RefSeq and is a predicted model, not a curated record. The transcript has a single exon.
AUGGGGUUAAGUUCACGCACGCUAGAGAUCACAGUUAUAUCUGGCGAAAACCUUAGUGUUACGGAGGACGCGUACGUCGUCGUUCGGGCUGAGUCCAUCAAAAGCUGCACAACGAAAAUGGCAAAAAAAAGUGACGGCAAUAAUAAAAAUUCGAGUUUCAUUUCGUGGAACGAGAAGUUCUUGUUGGACAUGUCCUUGCAUGCAAGGUCCAUCACGUUCGAGGUGCAAUGCAAGAAGUUCAAGGGUGCUCGACCUCUUGGGGUGGCCAGAAUCGCUGUUUCUGAUUUUCUAGGAGGCGAUGUGCCGGAAAAUUGCUUGCAGGUGUUGAGUUACGGGUUGAGGGACUGGGAAGGGAGACGAAACGGGGUUAUUCAUUUUUCGGUGAGGGUGGCGGCGGUUUCCGCCGUGGAACCGGUGAAGGGAAUGGUGGCAUGUAAUAAGGAUGCCGGCGAUCAGUUGAUGGGAAUCAAUGUUGGUGACAAGAACUGUAACGGAGUUGUUGUUGGUGUUCCGUUUUGGUGGAACUACCCUAACAUUAUUUGA